ACUCGCUUACUGUAUACUGCAAUAAGUCUUACCUUCUACUUCCGUUCAUGACUGAUCACUUUAAGGACGUUUCAAGAGAUUUCAAAGACCGGGAUCAAAUUUUUUACGUCUGGAGUUCCGUUUCUCACAAUGAGUAGCGAAUUAGUGGAAUUCUCUUCAUAGUACUUCAAAUUGAAAGGAAUUCUAUGGGUCGAUAGACCUCUUAUCAUCACUGCUCAGAACUGAAGGCUGUUUAUCUAUAUCAUAUCAAGGUUAUCGGAACAGGCGAUGCUCCAAAAUUAGGUACUUAUCAUGCUUAAAUGGUCCAAGGAUAAAAAAGAUGAACAACCUACAGAUUGGCCUAAAUAUGCUGAACAUUUAGAACAUUGUGUUGACGAUGUACGACGUGUCGCAAGUGAUGUACACAGAGGUCUAGUGCAAAAUGUUCUCGUCAGUAAGAAAAAUAAAAAGUAUCCUGAGUAUGUACUGUCAACUAUUUUAAAAGAAUCCGUCGAUAAACCCAAUACAGAUGACCGACUUUUUGUUUGUGUCACUCGUGAAGCUAGUAAAGCUUUGUUAACUCUAUCUACAUAUCAUCGAGAUCAUGAGAAUAGAGUAGAACGUCAAAUUGUUGAACCAUUAAAUCGUCUAACUGAAGAAACAUGUGUUAACAUUACAAAAGGUCGACGUAAUUUACAAAAAUGUUUGACAGAUGUUCGUAAUGCACGUGGACAAUUACAAAAAACUAUGCAAUGUAUACAAACAAAUACAAAUUCAAGUUAUCCUGGUUCUUGUAAUCCAUCUGUGACAAUUGAUGCAGUCAAUCGAAUUAGUCAAGCUCAACAUCAAUUAGAAGAGAAAAAAAGUGAAUUAGAAUCUUCAAAAGAACAGUUACUUCGUGAUCUGUAUUCAUUCGCCGCUGAAGAAGAAAACUAUUCACGCCUUAUACUUAAGUACUUUGAAUUACAAGAAAAUUAUUUAUCGGAUAGUUUACAGUUGGUUCAAAAAGUGAUUUCCGAUAUAUCUCAAACUAUCAGACUACAGAAAUGUCUUACUACAUUUGGCCGACAUCUACCUGAUCAUUUAGCCGAGACUAAACGAUCUAUCGCCUAUGUCCUAGACGUAUGUAUUAAUUAUUUGAAUCAAGAAUCUAUCAUGCAAGAAGAGGGUCUUUUUCGAAAGUCUGGAUCCCAAAAACGGACAGACCUCUUAGUAAAAGCUUUAAAUAUCAUGCAAAUCGAUGAACAUUUACUUAGAAAAUGUGACUGUGCUGUUGUUGCUGCUGCUUUGAAACAAUAUUUGCUUAGUCUACCUGAACCAUUAAUCACUUAUGAUUUCGCUGAUCAAUGGGCUGCUGCUUCUAAAAAACCGAAUUCAGCAGAGGUUAAUCUGCAGUUAAUUCAUAGUUGCCUUGAAAAAAUGCCUAGGGAGUUUCGUUUAAAUUUAGGCUACUUAAUGUGCUUCUUGCAGAAAUUGUCUAGUCAAUCAGAUGUGAAUAAAAUGACUUCUGAUAAUUUAUCAAUAGUGAUUGCACCAAACGUGUAUAGACUUUCAUACUGUUCCAUGGGUACUGGUAAUAAUAUUGCCAAUGGCAGUUCAGUGCGACAAAUUGAAGAUUUAGGAAAGUCUUUAGAUUUCUUACAAAGCAAUGGUCCAGGAAUUCAUUUAGUAGAUAUUCUUAUCCAAAAUGCAGAACAGUUAUUUGGUCAAGAGCAAGCCUCGUUUCGUGUAACUCAUGUUCCAGCUAAUUUCGGAAUAAAAGUUUCUUCACAGUGUCCAUCUACUACUGGUUCUGUACCUUCAUUGAAGUCAUCGAAUUCCCUCACUGGUGUUUCUCAUGGAUUUGAUAGCAGUACCAUAGCAUUAAAUGAACAAUCAUCUCAGAAUGUUAACCAAUUAAUUGCUCCCAGAAAACCUGUUGGUGUUGAUCAUGAUUCUGGUGUUUCUACUUCUCAUUCAACUCAGUCUGCUAUAACUUCCAGGAUGUCAAAUUUAAGUACUACUCCUAUACUUCAACGAAAGAAAAAUGCUGCUCCAAAACCACCAGUUCUUUUAAAUCCAACGAAUUAUUCAAUAACUCAUGUGAAUAAUAAUGAUCCUGAAAAAUCAGAAAAUCCCUCUGGCACUGACAUAGAAAACAAAAAUAAUGGUGAUAGUAACAACAUUUGUUGCAGUAGUCAUUCAGAAGUAAUAAUUCAUCAUUCUCAUCAUGAAAGUCUUCCACAAAUUAUAAGUAGCUCAACCACAAACUGCACAGAAUUAACAACCAUUAAUCAUAGUCAAAAAUUGUCAUUACCAUCACAAAUGAUCACACCACCAACUAUUCAUGAACCGAAACUGAAUAAAGAUCUACCACCUAAACGACCCCCACCACCUGAUGCUAAUUCGAAGUCGAAUAAUUCUACAUUAGAAUUAGAUACUGAUAAUGUAACUGUUAUGUAGAAUAAUCGAUUUGUGGUCAACUCCAAGUGUGCUUGUUUUUUUCUACUCAACAGAAAUUAUUAUCCAUAUCCUCCCGCUUUUCUCGAGGUUUUUUUUAAACAAUUAGAAACUGCCAAAUUUAUGAAAAUCCCUUGUAAUUGAUUAUGUUUAUAAUACUUCUAACUACUACUACUACUACUUUUGUCAUAUGUAAGUAGUAACAGUAGUUUAUUUAUGAAUAAAAUAUGUAAUUCAUGUUCAUUUCUCCUCUUCUAUCAUUUGAUAUUAGUAACUUUCGUUUAAAAACAAAUUCUCUAUCAUGAAUUUCCUGAUACAAAUCAUUCAUGUGUUUUGUUUUGUUUGUCGAAAGAAACUAUAAUAUUCCUAUUUAUUACAAUGUUGUAAACAAUAAACAUGCAUGAUUAUUCAUACAUAUGUAUCCAUUUGCCAACUUCAUCUAUAUUUAGCUUUAUAUUCAACUCUAAUGUUGCAACGGCGUAAGUGAACAAUGAAAAACAAAUUGUUUUCAAUAUUGUUUGUUGUAUAUGUGUGUGUGCAUGUACACACUGCACCAAAGAUUUCAACUUCCUUCACAAACCAACUUGCUUAUUUUUGUAUACUUAGAAAAACAAAGUAUGAAAAUUAUUAAUUUUCUUCAGUGGCCUAAUACAUUCCAAGUAUAUUAUUUGGUAUUCAGGUUUACUAGUUUGUUGUAUCAGUUUGUAAUAUUGUACAAGAAAGUUGUUGUGAUUCUUGUAAGUUAAUACAACCAUAUAUAACUUGUAAUAAUGACAGUUCGAAGCAUAUGCAUAUCAAUUAUCGUAUUAAGUGAUACAUUAUCUUUUGCCUGUGCAACAGGAAUCAGUAUCAACAUCACAAAUAGUCUCGUUAUAAUAUUAUCAUAUUCUCUAAUCUGUAUACACUAUAUACUAUUUUUAAAUCUGUAAUUUUAAGUUUGACUGCUUUUCUAUUUAACUUUUUGAUUCAUUAAUGACUAUUUCACUAUUUCCUGUGUUAGCUGUCACUAUGAUCAGAUGCUUGAGCAUAAAACUUUGAUUUUUUUAAUUCCUAAAUUACUUAUACUUGUUUUCCUGUUGUUACUUUCUAAAUCGUCUUCCAUUUCCUUUACGAAAUAAGCAAAAAAUGUUAUUUUUUAAAACAACCGUUUUUUUAAACAAGUACUAAGUAAACAAAAAUAAACGCUACCAGAGUAGCAAACACUGCUGCUACUGAUUGCUAUUGCUAUUCUUUAGCCGAUCGUAAUUACCUUAAUUUUUGUCGUUAGCUCCUGGAGUUCCUUGCACAAUUUGUACGGAUACAAUUAAUUGAAUUUCAUUUCAUCAAUUUUUAGAUGUUAGUAGUUGUUGUUGGCGUUUAUUGUUUUUAUGUAUGAUUAUUUUUUUUGUCGAUUUGUUCAACUGAAAUUGAUUUGAAGACAUUUUAAUUAAGUCUUGAAAGUAUUUUUCGCUUGAAUUUUAAGUGAGCUUUUCUUCUCGAGUCCUUGAUCUGGUUACUCAAUAAUACUCUAGAGAGAACUUGCUUCGAUCUUAUAUAAGGCUUUCACACUAUAGGCUAACUGAUUCAACCUUGGGGCUAGGAAUGUGUGCGUCCAAAUGGAACUCAAAUGGCCUUUUACAGUGACGAAAACUACCUGAUUGGUUGACAAGCGAGAGUGAAGACAAGUCAAAUAAAGCACUACUCGGUGUAUUUCUGAUUUGGAUUAGUGUAAAAGACACACGAAUAAAUAGAUGACUUACAUGAUCACAACGCACAAACAACUAGAAAAAUACAAUUGUGUCCAAGCUGGGGAUUACGGUAGAAAAAUAGAGUACAAAAGGUUACGUUUAAAUUACAAUAGUUUGGAACAGAAAACGGUAUGGCAGUGAGUCAUCCAUUAAACGAAAGCUUAUGGUUUAUAGAAUAGAUUUCUGACAAAAAUGAUUGUUCGUAUUUUAAAAUUUUGAACUGAGUGAAAUAACAUCCCACAAAAUAGCUACUGUCGUUUGCCAUGUCUUCUCUGUUUUUUGUUCACAUCAAGAGUCACUUGAAUUUUCUUUCACAAUUUAUUUAAGAGCAUCGUUAUAGUACUUAUAUGGUUCACAGCUGUUCUGUGGUAUCUAGUUUUUCUCUGAUGAUUUGGUGAUUUUAUGAAUGAAAACUUAUCAAGUUGGAAUUAUCACCGUUAACUAAGUGAAAAGUUCUGUUAAUUUAUUUCGUUUGUAUCGGAUGAUGAUUAAUUUUUUUCAUCAUUGUAAAAUAGUAACUUCUUCUUCCAAAUUACUAAACAGUAGUAGUAUUAUAGAAUAAAUAAUUCGGUUACUUGAUUGAAAGUAUUGUUAACAUCGAAUAUCAAGUAAUCUAUAAUGUAUUUUGGC
Molecule: messenger RNA, 4775 nt
Organism: Schistosoma intercalatum
Lineage: Eukaryota; Metazoa; Platyhelminthes; Trematoda; Strigeidida; Schistosomatidae
Source: the annotation of a GenBank genome assembly